GAGAUAAUUAUAUGCUACAUUUAUACUCAAAGUUGAGCUACAGUGAUACCUAAAUGUUCUAGGUAUUUGCAGAAAAAAAUGGAGGGUGUACUUCUUUAAUGACAACAUCAAUGCAAGCUAUAUGACUUCGUUGCCCUUUAAUCUUUACAACUUCGUUCAACCAUGGUUGGAUAACUCAGCACACACAAUUUCUUCCACCAGUGUGAUGCAUACAAUGCAGUAUUCUGCGAGCUGGCUAGUUCACCUUCCGGCAGUUGCGCCGCACCUGUCCGCUGCUCCCGGUCAGGACACCAAUGGCGCCCAUCCUGACCAUGGCUGCGGCGAAGUCGCUACUGAACCGCGCCGAGCUGGCCGCGUAGCUCCUGACCAGUGCGUCCGUGGAGCCACCGUUGAAGAGCUCUUGAUCGGAGUGCAGCAGGCCCUGCUGCGCGACCAGAUCGCCGUAGUACGCGUUGUCGAACGCGUUCGGCGUGGACGCGUCCAGCGGCGCGUUGGCGCCGCCCCCUCCGGACGCCGGGCAGCCGGCCCUCAGCGACGCCGCGAAGGCCGCGUUGAUGUUGGCGUCGUUGUAGAUCCUGGCCUGGUAGUUCUGGCACUGCGCUUGCCCCACCGUGUGGGCUCCAGACAGAGCGACCAUGUCAGUGCUGCUGAGGCCUUUCCUGGCGAAUGCGGCGAGCAGGGUACUCAGGCUGGACGCCGGCGAGGGGAGGUCGGUGUUCGCGGUGGAGAGGCUCGCCGUGGUGGAGUCCCUCCUGCCGAGCUGCACGGUCCACGAUGGGCCUCCGAGCGCGACGACAGAGUCACGGGCGGCGACGGCGAGGAUGUCGGCGCACGACACGGUCCGCGGGCACAGCGCCUCCAGCAGGGCCUUGACGGUGUCGAUGACGCCGAACCCCCUGAGCGAGCCCGCGUUGGGGCCCGCGCUCUUCUCCCCGGUGAAGUUGCCCGUGUCGUCCAGCAGAACGGACGCGUCGCAGCCCUGGCGCACAGCGCACAUACACGGGCAGACACACGACUCGUUACAUGACUUUGCAGCUGUUCACGAAGUAUCGACCGGCUGCUGUGGACUGUGACUUGCCUGCACGAAGCAGUCGUGGAAGUGGAGCCGGAGCAGGGAGGCCCCCAUGCGGCGGUCCAGCAGCACGGCAGCCCUCACGGCGGCGUUGAUGGUGACGAGCGCGGCAGGGCACGACGAGGCGUAGAACGUCGGCGGCGACAGCUGAGCCCGUGCGGCGGCCACCACCGUCGCCAGCGCCAGGACCAGUACCGGGAGCUUGGAGUGGCGAAAGCGAUGGCUGAUGCACGCAGCAGCCAUGAACAGGUGCUAAAAUCCCUGAACACUCUCUCUUUCAGUAAAUAAUCCCUGAACGCUCGCGCUAGUCGCUC
This is a messenger RNA of Zea mays, 1386 nucleotides long. The record is from RefSeq. NCBI's taxonomy places the organism in Eukaryota, Viridiplantae, Streptophyta, Magnoliopsida, Poales, Poaceae.